AUCAGUCUCUCGCUCUCUCUCUCCAGAGUUAUCAGUCUCUCUCUCUCCAGAGUUAUCAGUCUCUCUCUCUCUCUCUCCAGAGGUAUCAGUCUCUCUCCAGUAUCAGUGUAUCUUCAGACUUACCCAGCAUCGUUGUCCGUCCUCUUCAGUACUUUGGAGAUGUGAGUCAGACUGUGUCUGAACUGAGAGAGAAACUAGAAGACUUCCUUAAAGGAGAAUGGACCAAGAUCUCCACUACAGUGAAUAUAGUGGAUGUUGUACUGCCUCCAGAGCCCAAGACCAGAGAACAGUUGUUACAAUAUUCCUGUCAGCUCACACUGGACCCAAACACAGCAGGCACAGACCUCUCUCUGUCUGAAGGGAACAGAAAGGUGACACGUACAGGCCAAGUCCAACCAUAUCCUGACCAUCCAGACAGAUUCACCAACUACAGGCAGGUUCUGUGUAGAGAGGGUCUGUCUGGACGCUGUUACUGGGAGGUGGAGAGGACUGGUGGUGUUGUUACAGCAGUCUCAUAUAAAGACAUAAGCAGAACAGGGACAGAUGGUGGAUUUGGACACAAUAACAAGUCCUGGAGUUUAAAGUGCUCUAGAGGUGGUUAUUGGUUCAGACACAAUAAUGUUGUGACUAAAGUAUCAGGCCCUCAGUCCUCCAGAGUAGGAGUGUACCUGGAUCACAAGGCAGGUACUCUGUCCUUCUACAGUGUCUCUGACACAAUGACCCUCCUCCACAGAGUCCAGACCACAUUCACUCAGCCCAUCUAUCCUGGGUUUUGGCUCAAUGGUACUGCUGAGCUGGUUAAACUGUAGUAGGGUCCACAUAGAUACUAGUCAUGCUGGUGUAGUCUAUAGCUGAGCUGGUUAAACUGUAGUAGGGUCCACAUAGAUACUAGUCA
Molecule: messenger RNA, 895 nt
Organism: Oncorhynchus kisutch (coho salmon)
Lineage: Eukaryota; Metazoa; Chordata; Actinopteri; Salmoniformes; Salmonidae
Product: tripartite motif-containing protein 16-like
Exons: 3
Molecular function (GO): protein binding
Source: RefSeq, a predicted model, not a curated record